UUAAUUUUUGUUCAUUGCAGCUAAAUAACCCCCAGAAACUUGCCCACCCCCCUUGUAAUAUCUUCAAAUAGAUACAUAAGAAAACAUACAAGAGAGUGAUGCUGAAGUCAGAGCCACAGCCGAAUAUUUCAGCCCGGCGAAGUGAGGUUCAGUUUAAGCAUGAACCUGCUUGGAGCCAGUGUGGGUGAGGUGAGGGCUGGGCUGGUGCAGAAGGUGGUGUCGGCGGUGGAGGUGUGUGAGGCAGCACUCAAGAGACAGGCGGUGGUGGCAUCACUGCGGCCCUUCAUCACCCCCACACAGGACACUGCCAGGGAGGCUGCCCAGCGUGCACACUGCAGAUAUGAAGAAGGCAAGCUGGUUGGGGCCCUGGAUGGCAUACCAGUGGCUAUCAAGGACAACUUCUGCACCCAAGGCAUCCUCACCACCUGUGGAUCCAACAUGCUGCGUCACUACAUUCCGCCCUACUCUGCCACAGUGGUAGAACGUCUGCUGGGUGCUGGGGCUGUGCUGGUGGGCAAGACGAACCUGGAUGAGUUUGGCAUGGGCUCCGGCACUAUAGAUUCCUCCUUCGGGCAGUCUAGGAAUAUCUAUCGGUCUGGCAUUGAGUACGAGCUGACGGGGACAGAGGAGAAAUACCCAACAUCAGGCCUGGAGCAUGACGACUGGGUGGUGACAGGUGGCAGCUCGGGUGGCAGUGCCCUGUCUGUGGCCACUGGGACAGCCUUUGUGGCACUGGGGUCUGAUACAGGAGGCUCUGUUCGUAACCCCUCCUCCUACUGUGGGGUGGUGGGGUUCAAGCCUUCCUAUGGCCUGGUGCCUCGCUGGGGCCUCGUCAGCCUUGUCAAUUCAAUGGAUGUACCGGGGCUGUUUGGCCGCCAUGUGGAUGAUGUGGCAACGCUCUUGUCUGUUGUGGCUGGCCAGGAUCCUAUGGACUCUACCAGCGUUUGGAGUGACUUCAAGACCCUGCAGCUGCCCCCUGUACCGAGCCUGGAGGGGGUGGUGGUGGGGGUGCCCAGGGAGUACCACCAGCCAGGGACCAGUGGGGAGGUGGUAGAGGCGUGGACCAAGGUGGCGGACUUAAUGGAGGACGCUGGGGCUAAGGUCCGCGAGGUAUCAAUGCCACAUACAGAGCUCUCCAUCAUCUGCUAUGCCAUCUUAAAUACAUGUGAGGUGGCUUCGAACUUCACACGAUACACCGGCGUUGGUUAUGGGCAUCGGGAGACAGUGGGGCAGUCCAUGGAGGCCCUGUAUGCCCUGACACGCCGCGCAGGACUCAACGAGGUGGUGAGAGGGCGUGUGCUUGCCGGGAACUACUUUUUGUUGAAGGAGAACCGGAAGAAGUACUUUGAACAGGCGCUGAAGGUGCGGCGCCUCAUCUGGCAGGACUUCCAGGAGGUGUGGCGCAGUGGUGUGUCGCUGCUCCUCACCCCCACCACCCUCACCCCGGCCCACAGACACUCCACCUUCAGCCUGCUAGACAACCGCACCCAGACAGCCAAGCAGGAUGUAUGCACACAGUCUGCGAACAUGGCUGGGGUGGGGGCGGUCAGUGUGCCUGUGGGGAUGAAUGGGGAUGGUCUGCCUCUUGCCCUCCAGCUCAUGGCUCCCUGGGGUCAAGAUGCUGCUCUCCUCGCUGCAGCCAAGUGGAUAGAACAGCGUGUCAGUUUUCCAAGACUGCGGAUUCUAUAGUGUUUGCUGUUAGUUGUUUGUGUAUAGUUUAUUUAUUUAUUUUCUAGUAGUAUGGCUUGUUUGUGCAUUGUUGUGUGAGUCAUUACACAAGCAGUAUUUAUAUUUAUUGUGUGAAUGCUUUGUUUGUGUUUCUUUGUGUUGGUUGGUUUUGUUUGUGGGUAUUUCUAUGUGGUGUGCUUGUGUUGUAUAUUGUAUAUAAUUGUAUUCUUUGUAUAGUAUUUAUUUAUUUUUAUUAUCAUGGUAGGUUUUUAUUAUACUUACUCAUCCUGUUGGUCAUCAGUGAAUUUAUUGUAUUUGAUAACAUUUUUUACUUAAAGAAUGCAGUUGUGUGUAUAUUUUCAUUGUUGUAAUUUUUUUAUAAUGUUCUAGUUUUUUUAUAUCUUCAUUAGCAGUGUCUUUUGUCAGAGUUCAUUUUUACUGUUAUUGUUAUUGUUGUUAUUGUUAGGUGGAGUUUUGUAUAUUUAUCUGUCUGUAUUCUUGUUAUCCCUGGAUAGGUUUUCUUCCUUUAGUUUGGAUUGGACGGCAUUCCCUUGUAGUUUUUACUGGUUCUUGAGUAUAAUUGGUUUUGGUUUCUUUUUUUAGUUAAAUAAUAUUCUUUUAAUCUUUUGUCCACUCUCAGGCUUUUGUUUUAGGUUUCUUCUUUUGUUGAAUAGUGUUCCUUUGCUUAGUUUUCUGUUGAUUUUUAAAAUUUUUUUUGUUUUUGUUUUUGUUUUUAGUUGAUUACCUUUGCUUUGUUUUGUCUUUCUGUCAAUUCUGGAGCAUCUGUAUUCCUUUGCUUGACACGUCCAUUGAGUGCCUCUGGGGUUGUCCUCAUCAGCUGUGCCUCUGCUGUUGUCUGUUACUCUCCACAGCAGCUCAGGAAUAUCAAUUAUUAUUGCACCAAACAA
Molecule: messenger RNA, 2576 nt
Organism: Scylla paramamosain (green mud crab)
Lineage: Eukaryota; Metazoa; Arthropoda; Malacostraca; Decapoda; Portunidae
Gene: GatA
Product: glutamyl-tRNA(Gln) amidotransferase subunit A, mitochondrial-like
Exons: 9
Coding region: 160-1689 (509 amino acids)
Biological process (GO): glutaminyl-tRNAGln biosynthesis via transamidation; mitochondrial translation
Cellular component (GO): mitochondrion; glutamyl-tRNA(Gln) amidotransferase complex
Molecular function (GO): glutaminyl-tRNA synthase (glutamine-hydrolyzing) activity
Source: RefSeq, a predicted model, not a curated record